AUGGACUCUCAACUCGGAGGCGGUUACCUGAGCUUAGAAGCAACUGGCCAUUUCGUACUACUUCUCUGUAUUGUAUACUUACUCUGCAAUGUAACUUUUACUAUCUUCUUCAAUCCGCUUUCGCGUCUGCCAGGCCCAUGGAUAUCUUGCUGGUCAGACAUGAUUGCGAAGUAUCACUGGCUAAAGGGCACACGAGCGCAAUACGUCCACGAUCUCCAUCAGCAAUAUGGCCCAGUGGUGCGAAUAGGCCCUCACGAGGUUGACAUUUCCGACAUGACAGCAGUCAAGGAGAUCCAUCGCGUCAAAGACGGCUACAAAAAGGCGGCGUUUUACAAGAACCUCGUUCCCAACACAAACAACCUCUUCAACACCCUUGAUGUAGAGUUCCACCGUCACCAUCGACGCCUACUGUCCUCGCCCCUCUCCGAAUCAUCGCUCAAGGCUGUGGAGCCAACAGUUGACGCUUAUGUCAAGAUGGCAAUUGAUAGUAUGAAGCGUGAGAUGGAUGAGCGCGGAGCAGCUGAUGUAGCCAAGUUCUGGCUGUUUAUGGCCACGGAUAUCAUCGUCGAACUCAGCUUUGGGGAGUCCUUCGGUAUACUGGAACACGGUAAAAAAAGCCAAUACAUCAAAGACCUGGAAGGUCUAGCAGCCAAAGGUUCCAUUCGAUCAACAUUCCCAACCCUCAUAUCCCUCGCGACCAAGCUCCCCCUGCCAGUCUUCAAAGAAACCGUUGCUGCCGCGCAACGCAUCAAAGACUACUCCGCCGAGGCCGUUGCACGCUACAAGACAAAUUUCACAAAUAACCCAGCAGCAGCCAAGCCUAUGUUGUUCAGAAAGCUUUUCGAAGCUGGUGAAGAUGGUCUAUCAGAUGAAGAAAUUCGUGCUGAGGCGCAGGCGUACAUCGUCGCUGGCUCAGACACUACCGCGACGACGUUGACAUACCUUAUAUACUCCGUCUGCAGUUAUGUUGAUGUUCAACAGAAACUGGUCAAAGAGCUGAUGGAGCUACCCGAUGACUUUGGUCACAGUGACUUGCGCGAUCUUCCGUAUCUGAACAACGUUAUCGAUGAGACGCUUCGUCUCUAUGCAGCAGUCCCUGCAGCCUUGCCUCGCGUCGUGCCCAAUGGGGGCGCUCACCUUGCAGGCUACUUCAUUCCUGGUGAUACAGUUGUUUCAACGCAAGCCUGGACCUUACAUCGCGAUCCGCGGGUAUUCCCAGACCCAGAGAAAUGGGACCCGUCGCGCUGGGAGAAGGGUAGCAAGAUGAUGCACGAUGCCGUCAUGCCAUUCGGUGGAGGCUCGAGAGUCUGUAUCGGGAAGCACCUUGCGCGAAUGGAGCUUCGCUUGGCCAUGGCGAGAUUUUUUCGUGCUUUUCCAAAGGCCAAGGUUUCUUCCAUUGAGGGCAUGUCGGAAGAGGAUAUGGAGCUGCGCGCGUACUUUCUUUUGUCGCCAAAGGGAGGACGGUGUCUGAUUCAGCUGGAAUAA
Messenger RNA from Fusarium verticillioides 7600, 1485 nucleotides. RefSeq lists its product as hypothetical. The transcript is spliced from 6 exons. The record is from RefSeq and is a predicted model, not a curated record. Lineage: Eukaryota; Fungi; Ascomycota; Sordariomycetes; Hypocreales; Nectriaceae. Bases 1 to 1485 code for a protein of 494 amino acids. Gene Ontology annotation, molecular function: oxidoreductase activity, acting on paired donors, with incorporation or reduction of molecular oxygen; monooxygenase activity; heme binding.